AUGGGUUAUCGAAGGGCCACGUCCACUGAUAAGCAGGGCUGGAACCAGCAUAGGGACCGGCACAGGGACCGGCACAGGGACCGGCGCAGGGACCGGCGCAGGCACCGGCGCAGGGACCGGCGCAGCGACCGGCGCAGCGACCGGCACAGCGACCGGCACAGGGACCGGCACAGGGACCGGCACAGCGACCGGCACAGGGACCGGCACAGGGACCGGCACAGCGACCGGCACAGGGACCGGCACAGCGACCGGCGCAGGGACCGGCACAGCGACCGGCACCGGCACAGGGACCGGCACAGGGACCGGCACAGGGACCGGCACAGGGACCGGCACAGGGACCGGUGUUCUGUCGUUCACUACAGCUGGAGGCUCCGAGCUGCUGAUGCACGGCUCACAGUCUGCCCACCACACCGAAUAAACAACUACACUCCGGACGAAGCUACGCAGCGUUAA
Molecule: messenger RNA, 453 nt
Organism: Knipowitschia caucasica
Lineage: Eukaryota; Metazoa; Chordata; Actinopteri; Gobiiformes; Gobiidae
Source: the annotation of a GenBank genome assembly